GAUCUCUGAACUCCCUCACGUCUAUCACUCCUUCACCUACUUGACAAGACCCAGACAGAGCCCGCCUCACGCUUCUCAUCAUGUCUGACGCACAAGUCCAAGCACCACCUCCUGGAGCUACAUCGGCUGCGACUCAGGAAGACAAUGCAGAGUACAAGCCUGAGGAAAAUGGAGAUGCUCCCGAGGCUACUGAUGUAGCUGUUGGAGAGAAGAGAAAGGCGGAGGACGAGGUGGAGAAGGAGGAUGAUGACAAGAAGGCCAAGGUUGACGAAGAGGUCGCUGCGGACAAAGGCAAAGGCAAAGGCAAAUCUGAGCCUGCACCUGCUGAACCAGAGCAAGAGGGAGGCGCCGAGGAGGGAAACGAUGAUGACGACGAAGAUCCUGAUAACCUCAUUAUCAGUGGGAAACGAAGGAGGAACAAGGUCAACUAUGCCGAUGUGAGAGGUCCUUGGAGACGACGAUGGACGAUCAUGCUGACAUGUCAUCUUUCUAAACCCCUUAGCCUGAAGCUCAGAAGAAGGCUGGACUCAAACCUGGUGAGGGGGAGGAGGAUGACGAUGAUGAUGAGGGAGAAUUCGAGGCUCCUGAAGAUGAUGAUGAGGGUAAGUUCUUUGCAUGCGCCGACUCCAUCCCGAGGUGAAGGCUUAUUGCUGCUGACGGAUCCGGCGCAGAAGAGGGUGGAGAUUACCAAGAGGACGGGGAGGAUGAUGAGGACGAGGAGGAAGACGAUGAGGAUGAGAAAGACGACUAAUCGUAUCAUGAUCUGGUGAUCCUGACAAGGUUUUCAGGAUGAUUUCCUAUCGAUCCUCAAUCGAAAAAUUUGUAUGCCCAUGAGAAAAGAGAACGGAGGCCCUACUUUGUAUGUGUCGAGGAUGGAUGCUCUCCACGAAACAGUUGCAUGCAAAAACAGAGU
Messenger RNA from Kockovaella imperatae, 913 nucleotides. RefSeq lists its product as hypothetical. The coding region runs from base 81 to 770 and encodes 229 amino acids. The record is from RefSeq and is a predicted model, not a curated record. NCBI's taxonomy places the organism in Eukaryota, Fungi, Basidiomycota, Tremellomycetes, Tremellales, Cuniculitremaceae. The transcript has 2 exons.